Molecule: messenger RNA, 717 nt
Organism: Protopterus annectens (West African lungfish)
Lineage: Eukaryota; Metazoa; Chordata; Ceratodontiformes; Protopteridae
Exons: 5
Coding region: 1-717 (238 amino acids)
Source: RefSeq, a predicted model, not a curated record
AUGCCUAUGCAUACCCAGUCUACUGAGGCCAUAGUUAUUGGACAGUUGGAUGGCAAGGACAUUGACCAGGGAAGUGUGGUUACUACUGUGGCUUCACCUGUUGCAUGUAUCUCAUCACGUGUCACUAUACCACAUAGUGGUAAUACCACGAAAUUUGAAGAUUGCCUAGAAGGAGUUAUUUCCCAGCAAAAUUGCCCAUCUGAAGCACAGAAGUGUGAAAAUGGAAUUUGGGUUUCUGUGCAAAACUGGUGUGGUAACAAUGUUACAGUCUAUAUUCUGAAUAUAAUUUCUUCCAACCCAGAAUAUUUAAAGGUUAACUUCAGUCAAGUAAUUGAUACCCUCGAGAAAGAAUUCAGCAAAGCAGAUGCAAUUAAAAAAGUGGAUGAUGUUAUUGGUUUGGUUUCUGUAUUUAGUAAGCUUGCCAGUGCUUCUAUAGAGAAUGUCCCUGAAUCAGCAAUGAAGUUUGUAACACAUGGUGUUAGAAGAAGAAAGAAAAUUAAGGCCAACAUUGAACCCCUGCCAAUGUUACUAACAUUUGCAGACCAUUGGAGUUGCAGAGCAUGCCACUGUAGCACUGGAAGCACAGGACUUUUUCUCCAUGCUGUUUUUAACACCAGUUCUUUGUCCAUGAAAGAUAAAAAAUUUAUUAUGAUUGAUCUUGGAGGCACAGAUGUAGAAGAAGAGGAUGAUGCUGAUAUUUUAUUUCCCAAAGCAUGA